Caenorhabditis auriculariae is the source of this 680-nucleotide messenger RNA. The record is from the annotation of a GenBank genome assembly. Lineage: Eukaryota; Metazoa; Nematoda; Chromadorea; Rhabditida; Rhabditidae.
AUGGUUUUUCCAUUUUCCAUGAAACCGGUGCUUCUUUCUGUGGCUCUCCUGCUCUUCAAACUUCAAGGUUUUGAAAUUGUCUCAUUAGAACUUUUGGAGAAAUUCAGAAGCGAUUCCAUCGCCAUAUUUCGUUGUCAUCCUUUCGUAUGACCCGAGUUUGCAACCGGGACAGAACGAUUCGGGAAUCGAGGAUUGCAGAGUCAAGUGCGACGCCGCGCCAAAUUGCUUUGUUAGUUUCGUUUUUGAAAGGCUGAGGUGACUUUUUUUGAGCCAAAAGUCCAUAUAUAGCCUGUUCACCACGAAAUGGAAUUUCACCAAACGACAUUCCGCUGUGCCGUUGCGCGCCUUUGCGAACCUUGGUCACGCUUUUAAUCUUUUUUUUCCUUUUUUAUCAAGCUUCUCUACUUUCCUGUGCUCUCACAGCAGAAAAAAUCAAUUGAGAGCGUGACCUAGAUUCGAAAGACGCUUCGCGAACGCACGCAGCGGAACAGCGGAAUGUCGUUCCGUGAAAUUUCAAGUCGUGGCACACAGACUAUAGCGUUUUUCUAUAAAUUUUAUUGAUUGUAAAAAAAAUCCUUCCCAGGGAUUCAGUUGGUAUGAACCAAGUCAUUACUGCUACUACGCUCAAAGCAAUCUCAACGCAAAAUUUCGUCCAAGGAACACGACAAACCCAGAAAUGA